AUGACAGUCACUUUCCAUUUCUCAUGUCAUCUUCUCUCUCCCCUCUCUCUGUUAUCUUUCUUCUCUAAUGGAGCUCUAAUUGCCCUUCUCUCUCUCUCUCUCUCUCUCUCUCUCUCAUCGAUGGAGGAGAGAUUGGUGGAAGUGUCCGACCAAGAGGUUCGAAUAGACUUCGUUUUAGGCUGCAAAUGCCGAGCCAAUGUUCGCCUCAGGUCACUCAGUCCUACAACCCCCAUAGCCUUCAAGGUCCAAACAUCUUCCCCACACAAAUUCCUGGUUAACCCACCGAGUGGACUCAUCCCACCCUUAUCCUACUCCACCUUCCAAAUCGUCCUCAAACCCCAAUCCCAACUCCCCCCAACCUUCCCUCGCUCUCCCUCCGAUCGCUUCCUCGUCAAGACCGCACUCGCCCCUGAACUCUCCGAGUCAACUCACCCCGACUUCAUCAACUCCUGGUUCAACUCAAUGACUCGCGACUCCACUAUUCAAGACCUCAAGCUUAAAGUUGCCUUCGUUGGACCCUUCCUCCUCCGCCACGCUGUCACCAGCGGAGACUUUGACUCCGUUAGGAACAUAAUCAAGCGGCAGAGAAACCUCGUCCCCGAGUUGCCGAUUCGGGACGCCGAGUCGCUCCUCCGAGUCGCGACCGUGUUGGACUGCUCAGAGGAGAUGGUGAACUUGUUAGUUGAAGCCGGGUUGAAGGCGAGAGAGAGGUUUGAUGACGUCGGCGAGUCGAGGUGGGUAUCGAAGGGUUGGGCGGAGUUACACGUGGCGGCGGCGAUGAAUCGGACGGAGGAGAUUUCGGGGUUGGUGAGGAGAGUGAGGGAAGAUGGGGGACCAUUGGAUUGUAGGGAUAAGGAGGGUCGGACGCCGUUGAUAUUGGCGGCUAGUAAGGGGAACGAGAGGUGUGGUAGGGUGUUGGUGGGUGCAGGGGCGGAGGUGAACGCGAGGAGUAAGGACGGUCGGACAGCGUUGUAUAGAGCGGCGGCGAAUGGGGACCGUAGGAUGGUGGAGAUGUUGAUUGAGUUUGGUGCGGACCCCACCAUUAGCUCAUUGGAUCAUGGCCGUUCAGCUCUUGAUGUUGCAAGAGAAAAGGGUCAUAAGGAAGUGGUUGAGAUACUAGAACAGGGCGAAGCAGUGCUAAACGCGGCUAGGCGUGGCGACCUAAAGCACCUCGAGUCACUACUAGAUAGAGAUGCGAGUGUCAACUUCUGCGACCAAUACGGUUUGACAGCUCUACAUGUCGCAGCAAUCAAAGGACACAAGGAUGCGGUGAUGAUGCUCGUUGAGUUUGGGUCGGAUUUGGAACAAGAAGACAACGAAGGACACACACCGCUUCAUUUAGCAGUGGAAGGUGGCCACGUGGAGACAGUUGAAGUGUUGAUCAACCGGGGUGCGAAUGUCAAUGCCAAGAGCAAGAACGGCGCAACCCCUCUUUACAUGGCUCGAGCACUGGAGUAUGAUCAUGUGUUGCAGCUGCUUCGUGAGAGAGGAGCCUCUUCUUCUCAUCCUUCUACAUCAUCUUCAUCUUUGUCAUCAAUCCUAUAGGCAUAUAAAUUAUAAUCCAUUUACUAUAGGAUGUUAUUGACCGUGAUUUCAUCGCCUGAUUUAGUAUGUACAUUCGUAAUGAACAGAUGAAUAUAGAUGUUGGGGGGAUUAUAACGCUCUA
Camellia sinensis is the source of this 1666-nucleotide messenger RNA. Its product is annotated as protein VAPYRIN-LIKE. NCBI's taxonomy places the organism in Eukaryota, Viridiplantae, Streptophyta, Magnoliopsida, Ericales, Theaceae. Gene Ontology annotation, molecular function: ubiquitin-protein transferase activity; protein binding. Gene Ontology annotation, cellular component: BRCA1-BARD1 complex; BRCA1-A complex. Gene Ontology annotation, biological process: protein K6-linked ubiquitination. The record is from RefSeq and is a predicted model, not a curated record.